AUGACAUCAGUAUUCCGAACCCCGUCAGCCAAGAGUGUGGAAGUUUUGGAAAGAGAGAUCGACAGCCUGAAUUACGAAUUUGCUCUGGGGAUUCCAAAUCCAAAAUGGCAGUCGCCCAGUUCUCGGCCGAUGGCUGAACGGUCUAAAGAGGAGCAAUGUCGGAGCUGGAUGAAAGAAUUAUUCUGGAAAAACCCGGAAGCAUUUGAACGUGCUUGUCACGAUUUCCGCGAGCUGGUCCGCUCGCAAAUACGACAAGGCAAAGACUGGGUACAUAAACUGCACCAAGAGCAUGGAACCGUUCCAUCAAGAGAAGACUUUCUCAAAACCAACAUCAACUAUUCCAAUCAGGUCUCAGAUGACGAACGCAUGAAAAGAGUGGAAGCACUGCGGAAGGCCAUUUAUUCUGAGUUGUGGAUUGUAAGAGGAGGAGAAAAUCCCCUGGAGGGAACGCAAUCAACGCCCCGUCGUCAAAAUCUAGCCAACGGACCGCAUCGAGCUAGCCUCAAUGGAAACCAUCACGAGUCCCCGAUGGCAACUACGCCGCAAGCCAAAAGAAAGGCUAGCAAUAAUCAAGAGGUAUUUCAUACGGCUCCUAGCUCCCCAGUUCUGCCUUUCGAAGGGCAAUAUCCGUCUUUGGGUAACCUGGACGAAUAUGACGACCCUAUGAGGAGUGAGCCCAAUUUGAAUGCAGAUACGUCGCAUGGAGCUGACAAAUUGAAGGGUGAGACUCAGAGGUCUAGGAGUUCGAAUAAAAGACAAUCGAAAAUCACGGACCAUAUGUUAAUCACAAAAACAUCACGCCCUCCUGCCAGGAAGCCCCCGCCAUCUCUGUCGGACAAGGCUACCUCGUCACUCAGAUUGGAUGGAUCAUUUAGCAGUCCAGAAGUUAGUUUUGCUACAACAGUAGCAGAUUCUGUAUUCGAUCGUUCAGAAGUACCUCGAUUUUUAGGAACAUCUUUCGAAACGACAAUUACCGAGCCAUGCGACGAGACUGUUACGCAUCCCGACUCUGUCGAUGAACUCUUGAUGAGCGAAGAAUUUAGCAUGAUGCUAAAGUCAGUAGAGGAAAAAGCUUCUACGUCUUUUGAAACCGAGCGAAGAGCGCCAUACAUAGAGCAGGAAAUGGUGGAAGAAUUAAUUCGCAAUGGCCCCUUUUCGAAAGAUAAAGAACAUUUCUCCGAAAAGGUACCUCUACGGGCAAGAUACGAGCUGGAGCGAGUCAAACAAGCCUGGGAUAUUAGCCCAAAAGAUAUACUCGUUGGUGAUAAACCGUACGAGAAACACGUGGACUUUUGGCAAUGGCUUGGGAAUGUUGGUGGGCGUAAGAAUAAGCCUCUACCAGAAAAGCCUUCUAUAAAGGCAUGGAACGCUGCUAUUGGGCGUUUUGAAGGCGAUCGGCACUCGGAAGCCGUAAUUCUCAGUGGUUCGCUUGAUUGGUGCGAAAAGGGUGAACCUGGCAUCUUCAAAUUGCGACUUAACCCGCUCAAGGUUGACCGAACAUGUCGAUUUUAUCGUCGCUUUGGAUCAGACAGGUUCUUGAGCAUAACGAUGCCAUCUCCGUCACAGCCACCAAGUCACCUACGCCUCAAAGAUCAUGUGUCUCUACGCGAGGCUCUAACUGACUGGUUGGUUGAUAACAACCAUCAUCUCCUGAAUCGAACCUGGAAAGCUUUUUAUGUGGAUGAUUUCAAAAACAAAAGUAAAUCCAAAACUGGCAAGCCUAUUGUCCGCGUAGACUUCUUUGCUGUCGAUGGCUCAGACUUCACUACAAGACUCUCCCCUCCUACUCUAUCACCGAUAAACGAGACCAGUGAGUCGCACACAAGGAUGACAGUGGACCAGCUGUUACAAUGGCACAUCCCGCUUGAGGAUAAUCACAGCCAGACAGAUUGCAAACUGUUCAGUCGAAUUGGUCUUGCGCUCUCUAAGACGUGGGCGACCGUGGUGAUACAGCCGCACCAGUUUUUGAAACUCCCUGAUCUUCCAGGUAAGCCUGUCAUGAAUGACGGGUGCGCUUUAAUGUCGCGUCCACUGGCCCGAAAAAUAUGUGAGGAGCUAGGAAUAGACGGAAUCACGCCCAGCACCUUCCAAGGUCGUAUUGCUGGAGCAAAAGGCCUCUGGAUGGUUGAUAGAGACCGCGACGACGACGAAAGAAUUUGGAUCCAAAUAUCAGACUCCCAGUUGAAGAUCAAACCACAUCCAUGCGACUUUUCCGGCCAAGUCGACACAGAAAAAAUCACAUUUGAGGUCGCAAGCUGGUCGAAGCCUCUGCGAUCGUCAGAACUCAAUACGCAGCUCCUCGAAGUUCUAAAUAAUCGCGGGCAAGUGAGAGCUCGUGUGGCAGAUAUUGCGCGAGAGUCAAUAAGCGAUGUUUACAAGGAAUUUGAAAGUGUAAUGGAAAGCAACAGCAUCCCUUUAGCGCGGGCUUUGAUACAGAGGAUACGCCCUACUACUGACGAGGGAUCACGCACGAAUAUACGGAGGAUUGAUCAAUGGCUAUCACAAACUAUAGAGUCUGUUAUUCGAUUUCUGGAAGCAGGUUUCUCGCCACGAGAUUUUCCUCCGCUGCGGAAACGUAUGACAAGAUGCCUGAUUGACACUUUGAAUCGUUAUGUCAAUGAGCUUCAUAUUCCCAUACCUUUAUCAACCUACGCGUACUGUAUCGCAGAUCCUUACGGAGUACUCGCAGAAGAUGAAGUCCAUUUUGCUUUCUCGGGACAAUGGAGAGAUUGCUCUUAUUUUGAUGAUGCUAUGGUGGACGGCGUGGAUGUUCUUGUGGGACGGACGCCAGCUCAUUGCCCUUGGGAUAUUCAAAAAAGGAGAGCGGUCUGGAAGUCAGAGCUGAGGCAUUUCAAAGAUGUUAUCGUCUUUUCAACCAGAGGCACGAUUCCACUCGCGAGCCUUCUAUCAGGCGGAGAUUACGACGGCGACCGCCCCUGGAUAUGCUGGGACCAAGGCAUCGUGGAAACCUUCACCAAUACCGUUCCCCCUCUCGUGGAGCCUGGGCCGGAGCACUUUGGAUUAGUGAAACAUGCUCGGCCAAUGAGCACUGUAGGCUCUGUCAGAGAUCUGCUUCAAAAUGCCUUCAGAUUUAACCUGGCCAUGUCAUAUCUUGGGCGAUGUACCGUUGAACAUGAAAAGCUUGCGUAUGAAGAAAAGGAAGGAAUCAGUUCGCCAUUAUCUAUUGAGUUGGCAACCCUCCUGAGUCAUCUUGUCGACAGUAAAAAGUCGGGUCUUCAACUCACGGAGGAACAAUGGGCUAAGUAUCGCAAAAGUAUUAGCCCACGUGAGAGAGGAGUACCUGCAUACAAGGACUUGGGGGCCAAAGAGGGAAAGCAAGACAAUAUCAAUGACUUCCUGAAGUUUGAGGUUGCUUUUCAAGAAAGAGAAAAGGCCCUUAUGCAGUUCAAUCAGAGGUUCGGCGACUCCGAAGACAAUUGGGAUGAAAGUCUUCUUCGUCCCUGGAAGGCUGCAGUUGCCCGAGCGGAGCGUGAGAAAGAGGAGGAUCCAAGAACGAAUGGGCAUAGCAACACAGCUCUUGCGAAAGGACCUGCCUUAUAUGAAGUACUGAAGAGGAUAGAGGCACAGAUCAAUGAAGGCUAUCGUAAAUGGAUCGACGGAUGCCAUUUCCACGAAACACCGGGAACCUCGACAGGAUUCAAAAUUCAGCUUGCUGCUGAGUUGUUGAACCGUAUACAACCGCCGAAUAUCUGCCACCCCCUCGUACAUACGUGGCAAAAUAGUGAAUUUGAAUGGCGGAUGCUAUUGGCUUCCGGCGCGUACUACUUUCGUUGGCGAUCUCUCUUUCCACUUUACGCAGCUGGAGAGACUUUAUGCUGGAUUAAGACCGGCAAGGAGCCAGCUCGUCUAAUCCGUGAUCAAGUCUAUGUCAGUAUGAAGGUCAGCAGCAGCGCUGCCCGUCGGCUAGCAGGAGAAGAAGCCGAAGAACUCGCGAACGAGGACUUAGAAGGGAACGCCGAAAGCGAAUAUAACGAUUCUGAGGAAUUCGACCGUGAAUCAGUGAUUGACGCACUUGAUGAGAUUGACAGGAUGUAUCAAAUUCUCCAUUCCUGA
Molecule: messenger RNA, 4074 nt
Organism: Talaromyces amestolkiae
Lineage: Eukaryota; Fungi; Ascomycota; Eurotiomycetes; Eurotiales; Trichocomaceae
Exons: 1
Coding region: 1-4074 (1357 amino acids)
Biological process (GO): siRNA processing
Cellular component (GO): nuclear RNA-directed RNA polymerase complex
Molecular function (GO): RNA-directed RNA polymerase activity
Source: RefSeq, a predicted model, not a curated record